UCGCAUCCUCAAUGUAGAAUAUAAAAAAAAAAUAAAAAAAUAAAAAAUUGUGAUAACUACAACAGCAUCCCACAUACAUACAUAUAAAAAUUUAGUACAGAUUUUUCACAAAACAAACUAUACACCGAUACUGAUACCAUGGACUCGAAGUAUGAGGAAUUCCUGAAACAGCAGCAGAACAUAGCCAGAGAGGUUUGCGACUCGACGCCGUUGGUAAGUGAGAGGCAGGCCUUGAUAUGCUUGAAAACCGAAUAUAUGGGCGAUGAGGUCUUCAUCGCAAAAAUCGAGGGGCUGCUGAAGAAAUAUAAAUACAUUCGACGCACUCGUCCCGACGGCAACUGCUUUUUCCGAGCAUUCGCGUACUCCUAUCUCGAGUAUUUGAUUACAAAUCAGGCCGCUUAUCAUGAGUUCCGAAAACUGGCCGAAUCGUCGAAGGACAGGCUGGCCGAGCUGGGUUUUCAGAGAUUCACAUUGGAGGACUUCCAUGAAACGUUUAUGGAUGUUAUUACGCGUCUGAAUCCCACCUCGCCGGGUGAAAAGGAACCGGGACAGCUGCAGAGCGAACUGCACAGAAUAAUGAACGAACAGGGCUACUCGGACUAUGUGGUGGUCUAUCUACGGCUUAUCGUCUCGGGAAAACUGCAGGAGGACGCCGAGUUCUAUCAAAAUUUCAUCGAGGGCAACUACACAAUCGAGGAGUUCUGCCAUCAGGAGGUGGAACCCAUGUACAAAGAGUCGGACCACAUCCACAUCAUUGCUUUGUGCAAGGCUCUACGCGUCGGAGUACGCGUCGAAUAUUUGGACAGAGGUGGCAGCAGCACAGCCAACACCCACGAUUUCCCCGAAGGCUUAGACCCGAUGGUCUAUCUCAUUUAUAAGCCGGGUCAUUACGAUAUCCUGUACCCGAAAUGAGCUCGGAUUUUUCCCGCCUAUAUCCCGAAAUUGCCAGUACCUCAAGCUUUUCAGCGAUUUUCGCACUCAAAUUCAAAAAUAAAAUGUUAAACAUUGUUUAA
Scaptodrosophila lebanonensis is the source of this 1013-nucleotide messenger RNA. Its product is annotated as ubiquitin thioesterase otubain-like. The transcript has a single exon. NCBI's taxonomy places the organism in Eukaryota, Metazoa, Arthropoda, Insecta, Diptera, Drosophilidae. Gene Ontology annotation, molecular function: cysteine-type deubiquitinase activity; ubiquitin binding. The record is from RefSeq and is a predicted model, not a curated record. Gene Ontology annotation, biological process: protein K48-linked deubiquitination. Bases 139 to 912 code for a protein of 257 amino acids. Gene Ontology annotation, cellular component: nucleus.